Acanthoscelides obtectus is the source of this 408-nucleotide messenger RNA. The record is from the annotation of a GenBank genome assembly. NCBI's taxonomy places the organism in Eukaryota, Metazoa, Arthropoda, Insecta, Coleoptera, Chrysomelidae.
AUGGAAUCAUCCGCGUCCGGUUCAGGAGAAUCGCAAACUCAAAAAAGAAGUGUUAUUUGGAUGCAUUUCACCAAUAUAUCGGAAGCUAAUGCAAAGUCUAAUCUUUGUAAAAAUAUUUAUUCGCAUAAAAAUGGAAACAUUAGCAAUUUAAGGAAGCAUUUGAAAACUAAACAUCCGACUCUUUCAUUGGAAGGAGAAAGAGCAAAACGGCGGGUGGAAGACGAAAAUAUGACUAGGUGCAAAAAGAACUUUGUUUCAGCGUCUGAUGUUAUCGCCAAUAAAUCGUUCUGGUUCAGAAACUACCUUCUGCGCGUAUUUUGCGUUAUAGUCACUCGGGUAAAUGGGUUAUCCUUUCUAACUGAAUACGAGUUGAUAUCGUUGCGAAUGAUUUUUUUCAGAUACUACUAG